AUGGCAGAGAAUGGCGAGGGCUCUUCGUUGAAUCCACAGCGAUCAUCGCCCAUACCAGCCUCAUCAUAUCGAUCGACUUCUCCUGGGCCAGAGAGCAGGCAAGCAUCUAUAGCUCGUUUGGCAUCGCCUGUGCCAUCGGCUUCUUUGGCUGCCUCGUUGGCCUCGCGACAAGGCCCGCCUGCGAGUCGACCUAUUAGCACCGUCGCGUCAAAUGUCGAUCGCAACCUUCAGGCUGUCGACAACAUGGCCUCCCUUCCUGGCCCUGGGCAAUCAAUGAUUGCCUCUCAGCUCCAGGCGAGCCUUGGUCGUUCGCCUCCUCGAUUUGGUACACCACCUCGAAUGACCGCGUCUCCGACCAUACCUCCCUCAUUUCAAAAUCGGCCAGUGGCCUCGCAGUACGGAUCCUUUGACACCAAUGCUGAGAACCCCCACGGCCCAGAUUCUGUUGUGGCGGGCGCUUAUGAGGACCCAGAAGUUGUGCGAAGACACUUGGUGCUUCCACAGAAUACUGCGGAGGGCCGAGAUACUGGUUCAGAGAUUGCAUCUAGCCACGGCGACGAGGAAUUUUCUAGCCUUCAGCUGCAGGGCGGUGAUAUCACUCGCCAGGUCUACCGUUGGGCUGAGGAUGCUGAUUCUUCCCGACGAGAUUUUCUGCGGAGGACAGCGGGAAGCCCGCAUCGGGGGAGUGUGCGAGGAUCGACAAAUGGACCCGCGCCUGCGCCGCCUCAGCUGCCAACCUCGAGCUUCUUGGAGUUUUUGACACUCUAUGGCCACUUUGCCGGAGAAGAAGUUGAGGAAGAUGACGAAGUCCUCGGGCCCGAUGAGUACUUCUCGUCAGAUGCAUGGGAUGAGCACGAGGAAGGCCGCGAGUCUGGUGAGGAUACAGCGCUUCUCAGAGGAGAAGGUGCUGGCCGCAAGAAGCGCAAGCACAAGCAGCGCGCUCCUCCUGGCAACACCACCACCACUGGUGCGGUCAUGCUGCUAAAUUCGCUCGUGCUUUUGGGUGUCUCUAUUCUCAGCUACUAUGCCUUCAUCCUCCUUGUCAAUUCGCGCAUGAAGAUCGAGGGCUCCUUUGGUGACAUUGGUGGAAUUCUAUAUGGCAAACACAUGAGACGCAUCAUCCUCAGCUCCAUUGUGCUGAGUCAGUUGGGCUUCGUGUCGGCUUACAUUGUCUUCGUGUCACAAAAUCUUCAAGCCUUUGUUUCCGCUGUGAGCAAAUGCGCGACCUUCAUCGACAUCAAGUACCUGGUGCUCUUGCAGCUCGUUAUCUUCUUGCCACUUUCCUUGAUCCGUGAUAUUGGCAAGUUGGGAUUUACAGCCUUGAUUGCGGACGCUUUCAUUCUUUUGGGGCUGCUGUAUAUCUACUACUACGACGCCCGCACUUUGAUCAGCAACGGUGGUGUCUCUGAUAUUCAAGCCUUCAACCCGGCUACCUGGUCAAUGUUCAUCGGUACAGCCAUUUUUACCUACGAAGGUGUUGGUCUGAUUAUUCCAAUUCAAGAGUCCAUGAAGCAGCCGGGUCGCUUCCCCGGUGUUCUGGCUGGAGUGAUGGUCAUCAUCACUUUGAUCUUUUUGUCUGCGGGUGCACUGAGCUACGCGGCCUACGGAUCUGCCACUAAGACCGUCAUUCUUCUCAAUCUGCCUCAGGAUGACAAGUUUGUCAACGUGGUUCAGCUCCUCUACUCGCUCGCCAUCUUGCUCAGCACUCCGUUGCAACUCUUCCCUGCGAUCCGUAUCUUAGAGAAUGAGCUAUUCACUCGGAGUGGCAAGUACAACCCAUACAUCAAGUGGAAGAAGAACGCCUUCCGUUUUCUCCUGGUCUUUGUCUGCGCCUUCGUUGCCUGGGGUGGUGCAGCUGAUCUGGACAAGUUCGUUGCCUGGUCGGCAGCUUUGCUUGUGUGCCGUUGA
Molecule: messenger RNA, 1908 nt
Organism: Penicillium oxalicum
Lineage: Eukaryota; Fungi; Ascomycota; Eurotiomycetes; Eurotiales; Aspergillaceae
Product: putative amino acid transporter
Exons: 3
Coding region: 1-1908 (635 amino acids)
Biological process (GO): amino acid transmembrane transport
Molecular function (GO): amino acid transmembrane transporter activity
Source: RefSeq, a predicted model, not a curated record